UUUACUUUUGUCUUGAGACUCUUGAGUCUUGACUCUUGUUAUUUGUGAUUGUGCUUCGUAUUGGUUUUAUCCUGUAAGAACUCGUUGCACUAUUUAUAUUGGAAUGUCUUUAAAUUCCUAGAAAAAGUGAAAAGUUAUUAGCUACAAUGGAGGUGUUUAAUAAGUUCUAUUCAUCUGUUUCGAGUACGGUUUCUCAAUUGUCUGGUGUACUUCCUGGAAAUCCGGUGACUAGAGAAUUUGAAGCUACUCAAUACAUCGCAAGUGCUGGACCAGGUCUGUUGUGGAAGGUUUAUACAGGCUACAAAAAAUCAACUAAGCAGGAGGCUUCGAUUUUUGUAUUUGAAAAGAAACAAUUAGACAGAUGGUCAAAAGCAGACAGGGAUAUCAUGUUAGACAUAUUGAAACGGGGUAUUCUACAGCUAACUAAACUCCGCCAUCCUCAAAUACUUACAGUUCAGCAUAGUUUAGAAGAAAGCAGAGAAAGCUUAGCAUUUGCUACAGAGCCGGUUUUUGCUAGCUUAGCAAACAUUCUUGGUAACACAGAUAACAUGCCACAGCCGACACCUAGUCACCUUGUUAACUAUAAACUGUAUGAAGUUGAGAUUAAGUAUGGUCUUAUGCAAAUAGCUGAAGGUUUAGCAUUUUUACACAAUGAUGUAAAGUUGUUACAUCACAAUAUCAGUCCUGAAUCUAUUGUAGUUAAUCAACAAGGAGCUUGGAAAAUAUUUGGAUUUGAUUUUUGUAUUGCAAACCAGAGUCCUACAGGACAAGCACCAUUUUGGCCUUUUAAUGAGUACUGCCAGGCUAUGCCAGCAUUGACACAAUCAUCUUUAGACUAUCUAGCUCCUGAAUAUAUUCUUUCCGCAACUCAUUCUCCAGCCAGUGAUAUUUUUUCUUUGGGUAUGCUUGUCUAUACCAUUCAUAGCACUGGGCAUCAACCGCUUGGAAAUAUCAGUGGGGAUUAUUCUAAAUUUAGAAGGUUUGUAAAUGAAUUGAGAAACUUGCCUACAUCAAAGCUUCUAUGUGUAGCAGAAGGCUUAAGAGAAUAUGUAAAACUUAUGUUAAAUGUUACACCAGAGUUGAGGCCUGAUCCUCAUCAAUUGUUAAAGAUAUCUUAUUUUGAAGAUGUUGGUGUGAAAACUCUCAACUAUUUAGACUCUCUGUUUCAAUGGGAUAACCUUCAAAAGUCUCAAUUCUACAAAGGUUUACCGCAGAUUAUUCAAAAAAUGCCCCACAGAAUAUGUAUUUAUAGAAUAUUGCCAUGUCUAGCAAAAGAAUUUGUCAAUCCACCAAUGGUACCUUUUAUUCUACCUAAUGUUUUGUUGAUCGCAGAAAAUUCAACAAAAGAGGAAUUUAUCAAAUACAUACUACCUGUUUUGAAACCUGUUAUGUUAAUACAAGAACCAAUACAGAUAUUACUUAUUUUUAUGCAAAAAAUGGAGCUAUUGCUAAAACUUACUCCAGGUGAGGAAGUAAAAACAGAUAUCCUUCCAAUGUUGUAUCGAGCAUUAGAAUCUGAUGCACAACAAAUACAAGAAUUAUGUUUGUCGGUAUUACCAACAUUUGCAUCUUUAAUAGAUUAUCCAGCUAUGAAAAAUGCUUUAUUGCCAAGAAUAAAAAAGUUAUGUCUACAAACAAAUUAUUUAUCUGUUAGAGUAAACUGUUUGUUAUGUCUGGGAAAAUUAUUGGAACAUUUAGAUAAAUGGCUGGUCCUGGAUGAAAUUAUACCAUUCUUGCCUCAAAUACCUUCACGGGAACCAGCUGUACUAAUGGGGAUUCUUGGUAUAUACAAAUUAACUCUAAGUCACAAAAAAUUAGGUAUCACUAAGGAAGUGAUGGCCACAAAGGUGUUGCCUUUCUUAAUACCACUUUGUGUUGAAAAUGGUUUAACAUUAAAUCAAUUUAAUGCACUCAUGUCCUUGGUAAAGCAAAUGUUAUCGAAAGUGGAGGCUGAGCAUAGAACUAAGCUGGAACAACUUAAUUCCAUACAGAAGGAAUCUAAAGUAAUGGAGCAUGCGCUGACACCAACAUCAGACAACUUAGUACCAACACCACAAACAGACAUUGACAAGAUGUUUUCGGGUCUUGGAAUAGAUCCAUUCGCAUUUAGUUCUAAGCCACAGGAGAAGGAAGCAUUGCCACCUCUUAAAGAUGCAAUGUCUCUAAGUAUGGAAGAUAAGCAAAGGUUAGCACAGCAACAGGAAACUCAACGAAAGAUGUCACGUCAAGCACCAACGAUGCCCACGGCCAAAGUUGUGCCUCCCCCACAACUUCCUAAAGCUGUAGAUUUAACCAGUUCGUUACUUCAAUCUAAUCUUACACAAUUGUCGAAACCACAAUCUAGUUUAAAUCCUAAUUUAACUCACAAUAACAAUUCCUAUCAAAUGAGCACUAAUAAUUUUAUGAGUGCAUCUCCAAUAGGAAAAGUGGGCAAUCCAAUUGGAAAACCCGUUGGGAGUCCGGUUGGGGACACAAUUACUAGUCCAAUCGGUAAUACACUGAAUAGCCCCAUUGGUAAUACAAUGAGUAGCCCCAUUGGUAAUACAAUGAGUAGCCCAAUUGGUAAUACAAUGAAUAGUCCUGUUAGUAAUACAAUGGGUGCAAUGGGAAAUUUAAAUUCCCCAAUGAGUAGUAUGACUUAUGGUUUUCAAAAUCACUUAGCUCUAACAUCCUCUCCACCACCAAAUGGUAAUUUCAAUAAUAAAUGGACUAAUCAAACAAAUAUUAAACAAGAUUGGUCCGCCUUUGAAUCUCUUUUACCGAAUUCUAAUGAAAAUAAAAAUAGUAAUGAUAAAAAAUUUAGUAAUAAUGAAAUGAUGGAUUUAUUGGGUUAAUGAAAUACAGAUAAUAAUUUAUUUAAUAUGAAGACGGUAUCGUUUGUUCUAACGAAAAUUUGCUGAUUAUUUUUUUAAGGAAAGGUACUGGUAAAUUUUCACAUCACAUUUCCAUAAUAUAUAAAUUGUUUAUUAUAAUUUUAGCACAUCUAAUGACUGAUAUGUAUUAAAUAAAAGUUUGACAUUCCUCGUACAAUCUAAAAAAAAUGAUAGUUUUUGAGUAGUGAGAUUAUAGUAAUGUUUUGUUUAUUGUGGUAUUAUUAGUAGAUAAUUAUUUAAGACGAAUUUGUUAUGGCGCGGUGCAAAACGUCUAGCGGUGACAGGAAUAGAAUAAAUCAAAUUAUGGUAACGUUCCUAAGAGAUUGGAUUACUAGACGAGGGCUGCGUUCAUGAUUGUACAUAUCAAGUCUGAAACGUCUGAAAUAUUUUAAGUUAUUCUCAUUUAUAUAUGUGAGAUAAGAACAAGGCAUUAAAUCAUUAUUUUUGAGGUUUUUAGUUGGUUUGAAAAAAAGACUAUUCACUGCUAGACUACCAGAUAUCAC
Pieris napi is the source of this 3376-nucleotide messenger RNA. Its product is annotated as SCY1-like protein 2. Gene Ontology annotation, molecular function: protein kinase activity; ATP binding. The record is from RefSeq and is a predicted model, not a curated record. The coding region runs from base 147 to 2834 and encodes 895 amino acids. Gene Ontology annotation, biological process: protein phosphorylation. Lineage: Eukaryota; Metazoa; Arthropoda; Insecta; Lepidoptera; Pieridae. The transcript has 6 exons.